AUGGCUGCCGCAGCGCCGUCGGGUUCUUUUCAGGCAAUCCUCUCCGCAUCUUUUCGCCUAUGCCUUCCUCCUCCACCGCCUGCCAGUGCUGCUCUUCCAACACGCCUUCCCCCCAACCCCAUCUUCCCCCCCCCGUCCCCCUACCGCAUCUUUCCCCCUUCCUCACCCUUCUCUCCCUACCAGAACAACCCCCCCAAGCCUCUCCGCAUCUGGUCGCCCAAGCCUGCCUCCGCCACCGCCCUGCCAGUGCUGCUCUUCCAACACGGCUUCUCCGCUCAAACUAUUUACUACUCUCUCCUGCUCUCCCGCGUUGCUUCCCACGGCUUCAUUGUCGUCGCUCCCCAGGUGGGUAGGGCAAAUAGAGCAACCCCCCCAAGCCUCUCCGCAUCUGGUCGCCCAAUUCCCCCCAACGCCCCCCUUCUCCUCCCCCCUUUCACCCUGCCUCUCCGCAUCUGGUCGCCCAAGCCCACUACAGCCACCGCCCUGCCAGUGCUGCUCUUCCAACACGGCUUCUCUGCUUCUCUGUUCCCAAGCAACCCCCCCAGGCCUCUCCGCAUCUGGUCCCCCAAGCCCUCCACAGCCACCGCCCUGCCAGUGCUGCUCUUCCAACACGGCUUCUCCGCUCAGACCUCCUUCUACUCGCAGCUGCUCACGCGCAUAGCCAAGCACGGCUACAUCGUCGUGGCGCCUCAGGUAUGUGGAUGGGUGCAUAUCAGUGCACAGAUGGGUAAGCAUGGGUUUAGUGCGGUGGGUGGGUGCACACUGCUGCUCUUCCAACACGGCUUCUCCGCCCAAACCUCCUUCUACUCGCAGCUGCUCACGCGCAUAGCCAAGCACGGCUACAUCGUCGUGGCUCCUCAGGUGUGUGGGUGGGUGUAA
Molecule: messenger RNA, 879 nt
Organism: Closterium sp. Naga37s-1
Lineage: Eukaryota; Viridiplantae; Streptophyta; Zygnematophyceae; Desmidiales; Closteriaceae
Source: the annotation of a GenBank genome assembly